Messenger RNA from Magnolia sinica, 1173 nucleotides. RefSeq names its product thioredoxin-like protein CDSP32, chloroplastic. Gene Ontology annotation, molecular function: oxidoreductase activity, acting on a sulfur group of donors, disulfide as acceptor. The record is from RefSeq and is a predicted model, not a curated record. Lineage: Eukaryota; Viridiplantae; Streptophyta; Magnoliopsida; Magnoliales; Magnoliaceae. The coding region runs from base 89 to 982 and encodes 297 amino acids. The transcript has a single exon.
CCCAUCCCUCCUUCUCACAUCCCUACCCCCAGACCCUUUUCCUUCCCUCUUCAUAUCUAAACUCCUCCACCUAACCCAUCUUGAUCUUAUGGCUAUCAUCACAAACUUCUUGCCAAUACCCUUAUUCCCUCUUUCAAAACUUUACAGAGUCAAACACCCUUCCCAUCCUUUCUCCUUCUUCACCAGACCACUUAGACGUCCAGCCCCAGAAAUCAAAACAACCUGGACCCACUUCUCUCCGACUGCCUCUACAGCCGCCAGUGGAACUGAAAAGAAGAAGGUCAAGAGCGAUGAGAGAGUCCAACAAGUCCACAGCAUCGAAGAGUUUGAUAAUGCCUUGCGAAUGGCCAAGAACAAGCUUGUAGUGGUUGAGUAUGCUGCAAGCCACAGCUACCACAGCCGCAAGAUCUAUCCCUUCAUGGUCGAUCUGAGCCGCACAUGCAGUGAUGUGGAGUUCCUCCUAGUCAUGGGUGAUGAGUCCGAGAAGACCAAGGAGCUGUGCACGAGGGAAAAGAUCGACAAGGUCCCUCACUUCAGCUUCUACAAGAGCAUGGAGAAAAUUCACGAAGAGGAAGGGAUCGGGCCGGACGAGCUGAUAGGGGACGUCUUGUACUACGGGGACAACCACUCGGAAGUGGUGCAACUUCAUUGCCGUGAGGAUGUGGAGAAGCUGAUGGAAGACCACAAGGUGGACAAGAACCUAAUAGUACUCGACGUGGGGCUGAAGCACUGCGGGCCAUGUGUGAAGGUGUAUCCGACGGUCCUGAAGCUGUCGAGGCAGAUGAGGGACACGGUGGUGUUCGCUAGGAUGAACGGAGACGAGAAUGAGAGCUGCAUGGAGUUCUUGAAGGACAUGGAUGUGGUGGAAGUGCCUACUUUCUUGUUCAUAAGAGAUGGGGAGAUCUGUGGACGAUAUGUAGGAUCGGGUAAAGGAGAGCUUAUUGGAGAGAUCCUUAGAUACCAAGGAGUUCGAGUAACUUAGGAAAAAAAGACCUGUGUGUUUCCUCAAAGCUCGGCUGAUGGAUUGUAGGGUAGUUUGGGGAUUUUCAAUUCGUUGUCCAAAGCAUUGUUGUGAUGGCCUACCUUCAAAACGUACUACCCUACAAUUUCACGAGCCGACCAGUGUAUGAUAGAUACAUGAGAGCUGAACAGAACAAAACAAUUUAUUGAGUA